AAUUUACAAAACCCAACCACUCUUCUAUCUCCCUCACUCACUCGCACAUCAAGGCUCAACCCGCAGAGCCACCUUGCCUGAGCCGUCACCCCCGCAGAGCCACCGCCCGACGCCUGAGCCUUCUUCUGUAAUCUGUGGCAAAGCCACUCCAUCAAGUUCUCAAGUUGCCAGGAUUUCAUUCGCAGUGUUGUGUUGAUUGAUGGGUACGGAGAGGAAGAGGAAGGUGAGUUUGUUUGACGUGGUGGAUGAGACCUCGGUCUCAGCGAAGAUCACGAAAUCGAACGGUAGCCAGGUGAGUAAUAACACCGGGAACAGUAUGAUAAAUUUGUGGAACGGCAAGGCCUACUCGCAGAGGUACUUUGAUAUACUUGAGAAGAGGAAGACCUUGCCUGUUUGGCAGCAGAAAGAAGAGUUUUUGCAGGUUUUGAGGGCUAAUCAGACUUUGAUUUUGGUUGGUGAGACUGGUAGUGGUAAAACAACUCAGAUCCCACAAUUUGUUUUGGACGCUGUUGAUAUUGAAACUCCAGAUAAAAGAAAAAAGAUGAUGAUUGCAUGCACCCAGCCUCGUAGAGUGGCUGCCAUGUCUGUUUCUCGACGUGUAGCUGAAGAGAUGGAUGUAACCAUUGGUGAAGAGGUUGGUUAUAGCAUUCGUUUUGAGGACUGCAGCAGUGCAAAGACAGUUUUGAAGUAUCUAACAGAUGGUAUGCUUUUAAGAGAAGCAAUGACAGAUCCACUAUUGGAACGCUACAAGGUGAUAAUUCUUGAUGAGGCUCAUGAAAGAACUUUGGCAACAGAUGUUCUUUUUGGACUGUUAAAGGAAGUAUUGAAAAAUAGACCUGACCUGAAGCUGGUUGUGAUGAGUGCAACUCUUGAGGCUGAAAAAUUUCAGGGUUAUUUUAGUGGUGCACCGCUUAUGAAGGUUCCCGGUAGGCUUCACCCUGUGGAAAUAUUUUACACCCAAGAACCAGAAAGGGACUACCUUGAGGCCGCAAUUCGAACAGUUGUCCAGAUACAUAUGUGUGAGCCUCCUGGCGAUAUACUUGUAUUUCUUACUGGAGAGGAGGAGAUAGAGGAUGCAUGCCGUAAAAUUAACAAGGAGGUUGCAAAUCUUGGGGAUCAGGUGGGUCCUGUGAAAGCAGUUCCUCUGUAUUCAACUCUUCCUCCAGCUAUGCAGCAGAAGAUAUUUGACCCUGCUCCUCCUCCACUGAAUGAGGGAGGCCCACCAGGAAGGAAGAUUGUGGUAUCAACGAACAUUGCUGAAACUUCUUUGACCAUAGACGGGAUAGUUUAUGUUAUUGACCCUGGGUUUGCUAAACAAAAAGUUUAUAACCCAAGAGUAAGAGUUGAGUCCUUGUUGGUUUCUCCCAUAUCAAAGGCCAGUGCGCAUCAAAGAUCAGGGCGUGCUGGAAGAACCCAACCAGGAAAAUGUUUUAGACUUUACACAGAGAGGAGUUUUAAUAAUGAUCUUCAGCCACAGACCUAUCCUGAAAUAUUGAGAUCAAACCUUGCAAAUACAGUCCUGACUUUGAAGAAAUUGGGAAUAGAUGAUCUGGUUCACUUUGACUUCAUGGACCCCCCUGCUCCAGAGACAUUAAUGCGAGCACUAGAGGUGUUGAAUUAUUUGGGAGCGUUGGACGAUGAAGGAAACUUGACAAAGUUGGGACAAAUUAUGAGUGAGUUUCCACUAGAUCCUCAGAUGUCCAAGAUGCUGGUUGUUAGCCCUGAAUUCAACUGUUCAAAUGAGAUUCUAUCCAUUUCUGCCAUGCUUUCAGUACCCAAUUGCUUUGUCCGGCCUAGGGAGGCUCAAAAAGCUGCGGAUGAGGCAAAAGCUAGGUUUGGCCACAUCGAUGGAGAUCACCUCACACUUCUGAACGUGUAUCAUGCCUACAAGCAAAAUAAUGAGGAUCAGUCUUGGUGCUACGAAAAUUUUGUCAACCAUAGAGCGCUGAAAUCUGCUGAUAAUGUCAGGCAGCAGCUAGUUCGGAUCAUGGCGCGAUACAACCUCAAGUUAUGCAGUACUGAUUUCAGCAGCCGUGACUACUACAUCAACAUAAGAAAGGCCAUGCUAGCUGGAUAUUUCAUGCAGGUGGCUCAUCUGGAACGCACUGGACACUACUUAACCGUGAAAGAUAACCAGGUUGUGCAUUUGCAUCCUUCAAAUUGCCUUGAUCACAAGCCAGAGUGGGUCAUCUACAAUGAGUAUGUGUUAACAAGCCGGAAUUUUAUACGUACAGUUACAGAUGUUCGUGGCGAGUGGUUAGUUGAUAUAGCACCACAUUACUUCGACCUUGAGAACUUUCCUCAGUGUGAGGCCAAGAGAGUUCUUGAGAAGCUUUACAAGAAGCGUGAAAGGGAGAAGGAGGAGAGCAGAAACAGAAGGUGAAGUUUUUCCCGAAUCUUUCGACUCCAUAUUUAUCUCUCUAGUGGUGAAAAUGUUGGAUUUGAUUUGAUUUGAUGAUCCCCUCUGAUUAUCUUUUAAACAUAUUCUACCUUUCCCGGGGGAUGCCCACAUGUCACACUCGUCAAUGAAAAUGAUGGAAGAUGCAGCCAUGUUUAAUGUAUCAUUUUCUAGAUAGCUAUAGUAGUAGUUGACCAUUAUUAUUACAUUAUUGUGUUAUUUUUUAUUUGAGUUGGAUUUUGUGGUUUCAUUUUCUAGAAAUCACUAGUUGUUGAAAAUUUAGAAGAUGACAUACCUGAGUCUGUUCUGCUGCCAUA
Humulus lupulus (European hop) is the source of this 2715-nucleotide messenger RNA. Its product is annotated as probable pre-mRNA-splicing factor ATP-dependent RNA helicase DEAH2. The transcript is spliced from 8 exons. The record is from RefSeq and is a predicted model, not a curated record. NCBI's taxonomy places the organism in Eukaryota, Viridiplantae, Streptophyta, Magnoliopsida, Rosales, Cannabaceae. Gene Ontology annotation, molecular function: RNA helicase activity; ATP binding; RNA binding. Gene Ontology annotation, cellular component: intracellular anatomical structure. The coding region runs from base 200 to 2383 and encodes 727 amino acids.